AUGGACGUUGCCCAGCUGCAGGACUGGCUGGACCAGGGGCCGAAGAAGGAGCUUGACCUGGAAGGGGGCUUUGUGCACGGCAACGGUCGCGACACAGUCGACGUGACGCGGCCGGACCUCGUGAUCCGGAACGCGUACAUCCGCGGGGUGCGGAUGUACGUCCAGGAGCCCGGGUCGGGCCUCACCAUGGAGAACGUCGUCCUGCGCGACUACCACAACAACUCAGAGGGGGGGCUCGUGGGGGUGGUGCAGGUGCACGGUGCGACGAACGUGCGCAUAAGGAGGUGCAAGAUGAGCAACGGGGUCGGGCGGGCGUGCUGCGGGCUGUACGCGACGGACGGAGCGAAGGUGUACGUGGAAGGGAGCGAGUGCUGCAACAACGGGGCGUCGGGCGUGUUCGCGAGCGUCCCCGGCACGGAGGUCCAGUUGAAGGACACGAAGUGCAACUACAACGACAGACGCGGCGUGACGGCGCGGCAGGCCGCCAAGGUGACGAUCGAGAACGGCGAGCUGUGUUACAACUUCGGCGACGCGAAGGAGUCGUCUGCUCUCGGGAAGAUCCAGGUCGCGGGCAACGUUCAUUUCGAGCACAACAUUUGGCAGUAA
Messenger RNA from Pedinophyceae sp. YPF-701, 606 nucleotides. Lineage: Eukaryota; Viridiplantae; Chlorophyta; Pedinophyceae. The record is from the annotation of a GenBank genome assembly.